AUGGCUUUCUUCAUCAGAUGGCUCUGGAAAUAUCUGAAUUAUCUGAUCAUAUUUUUCACACCCUUGCUUAUUCUACCUUUACCCCUGAUCAUUCCGAGCUUGGAAUCUCGCUGUGGCUAUGUGAUCAUCCUGAUGGCUCUGUUCUGGUGCACAGAGUGCAUCCCCCUGGCAAUCACCGCCCUGCUGCCUGUCAUCCUCUUCCCCAUGAUGGGCAUCAUGGAGUCAAGUGAGGUGUGUAUCCAGUACCUAAAGGAUUCCAACAUGCUAUUUAUUGGUGGGCUGCUGGUGGCCAUCGCUGUGGAGCACUGGAACCUACACAAAAGGAUUGCUCUUCGAGUGUUACUUUUAAUUGGGGUGAAACCGGCUCUUCUUAUGAUGGGCUUCAUGGUUACCACCGCCUUCCUCUCCAUGUGGAUCAGUAACACAGCUUCCACGGCCAUGAUGCUGCCCAUUACCAGCGCUGUGCUGCAGCAGCUCUCUGACACAGAGGCCCAGGCGGAGGUGAGGGAGAUGGACCUGGUGACUUCCAAAGCUGGGCCUGAAGGCCUUGAGAACCAGGCCUUCGAGAUGGACGACACCACGGAAGACCGAGCCAGCAAGGAGUUCCAGCCUAAAGACAGCAGCAUCACUAUACUGAGCACUAAGGAGAGCCCAGAGGCAGAGCAGAGAAGGCUGAAGAGAGAGCAAAAGUAUCUGAAUUUGUCCAAAGGCCUGAGUCUGAGUGUGUGUUACGCUUCCAGUAUUGGAGGGACCGCCACCCUCACUGGAACCACACCCAACCUCAUCCUCAAAGGGCAGGUUGAUGAACUCUUCCCAGGUAAUGGAGACAUAAUCAACUUUGCUAGCUGGUUUGGCUUCUCCUUCCCCAACAUGGUACUGAUGUUGGCAACUUCAUGGUUGUGGCUGCAGUUCAUGUACCUGGGCUUCAAAUACUCUGAGAAGUCUUCUGGCUGUGUUGCAAACAAAGAUGGUGACACAGAGGCAUAUCAGGUAAUGAAGGAAGAGUACAAGAAGCUGGGCAGCAUGAGCUUCGCUGAGGUCUCUGUGCUGGUGCUGUUUGUGCUGUUGGUUCUCCUCUGGUUCACCAGGGAACCUGGCUUCAUGCCUGGCUGGGGUUCUGUCCUCUUCAACAAAGACAAACCGUAUGUCACAGAUGGGACCGUUGCCAUAUUUAUGUCAACGCUGUUCUUCAUCAUUCCCUCUCAAAUGCCUAGAUGUUGGAAAGCCAAUGUUGAUGGGAGUCCCCUUAAGCCGCCCCCUGCCCUGCUAAACUGGGAUGUUGUCCAUGAGAAGAUGCCGUGGAACAUUAUCCUACUCCUGGGAGGAGGAUUUGCACUGGCCAGGGGCAGUGAGACAUCGGGCUUGUCUUUGUGGCUUGGGCAGAGUCUAGCCCCUCUCCAGUCUAUCCCUCCCUUUGCCAUCUCCAUCCUCUUAUGUAUGCUGGUGGCAGCCUUCACUGAAUGUUUCAGUAAUACGGCCACCACCACACUCUUCCUGCCUGUACUGGCCUCAAUGGCCACUGCAAUGAAGUUGCACCCUCUGUACGUCAUGCUGCCUUGCACCAUCUGUGCCUCUCUGGCCUUCAUGCUGCCCGUGGCCACACCCCCCAAUGCCAUCGCCUUCUCCUAUGGCAACCUUAAAGUCAUAGACAUGGCCAAGGCUGGGUUUAUUUUAAACAUAUUCGGGGUACUGACCAUCAACAUUGCCCUACACACUUGGGGCAUGGCGAUGUUUGACCUGCACACGUUUCCUGAUUGGGCCAACGUCACAACCACCCCUUGAACAGGAGUCAACAGGCUGUAGAGAAGAGGCCGUAGAGAGGGACGAUACGCACACAUUAACCUGGAUCGUCUGGCAACAGAAUUACUCGACUGGCCCCCCAAAUAUCACAAAAGUAUUUAUUUUCACAACUAUCAAACUUUUAUCUCUAUGAUCAGUUUGACAGUGUUAUCUUUGGGAUUAUUAGCAAUAAUUGAUUCAAGGACUAGACUGCUUGUGUAGGACAGUACACUGUAUGUUGGUUUACAGGUAGACUAGUUUUUAUUCAUUUGAAUUCACUUAAUAUUGGGGAGUCAUCUAUAAUAGUUAAAAUAAGCAGGUUGUAUUUGAUCCUUUUCUAGAAUCUGUUUAGGCUGAGGAAAGACAAAAAGAGACAUGUUGGAAAAUAUGGAGAUUACGAUGGUGGAUUUACAAUUACAAUAAUUUCCUCUGAUUUUAUGAUGUAAGGUUAUGUAAAUAAAA
Molecule: messenger RNA, 2241 nt
Organism: Osmerus eperlanus (European smelt)
Lineage: Eukaryota; Metazoa; Chordata; Actinopteri; Osmeriformes; Osmeridae
Product: solute carrier family 13 member 2-like
Exons: 12
Coding region: 1-1782 (593 amino acids)
Biological process (GO): transmembrane transport
Cellular component (GO): membrane
Molecular function (GO): transmembrane transporter activity
Source: RefSeq, a predicted model, not a curated record